Molecule: messenger RNA, 2125 nt
Organism: Cuscuta epithymum
Lineage: Eukaryota; Viridiplantae; Streptophyta; Magnoliopsida; Solanales; Convolvulaceae
Source: the annotation of a GenBank genome assembly
GGAGCUGUUAUCUCUAUCUCUCUCCGUUCCUGAAUUUCAUUCGUCCAAAAGGCCCACACUCACAAAUGCCCAAAAGAACACUUUCUUUAGUGAGAAAGGUGGUCAAGAAAGCUAUAAUUACCGCUUAAGCCGGCGCCUAACACGGACCCGAAGAACCCAAUAUAUUAUUACUAAGAUUAGAUUAGAAAGCCAAACAACCGGGUCCUUUCUUUCAAACACUCGUAUGAUUUUAGUCGUAAUUUAUUGCAUUACUUUCCUACCCAUCCGUUCUUUCAUUCGAAUUCCAAGCCCCCCGUCAAAAUCCCAACUUUGUAGCAAUUUCCCACAUCCUUUCUACACAGCAGAAUUCCGUUUUCUUAAUUUUUAGCAGAUCUGUGAAUGUUUAAUAUAACUACCUUCAAAAUUGCGCAUCUUUGCUUCAUUGCGUUGCCUUGUUGUUUUCCUUUUCUAAGGGGAGAGUCUGGCAAACCUCUCUCCUUAGAACAAUUGCUCUCAAAUUUCGGCUAUGAAAAAACUGCUUUAGUUGGGGAUCAUUUCAGCGUUUUUUUUAAGAUAUAAGUUUUUUUUUUUUUUUUACAUUUUUCUAGAGAUGGGCUGCUUUUAUUGUAUACGAAUAAGAACUUCUUGUAAUAAGGAUAUAAGGGAUUAUGGUGAAGAUAUGGUUCCUGAACCUCGCAACUCUUCAGUAAAUGCGAAGGUGAAGGCUCAUCCUGAUGGAGAUGAUGCAAUUGGGAAGAAAAGAGGGGAGAAGAAUGGGGAGAAGGGGUCCAAUGUAGCCCGUAGUUUCACGUUCAAGGAACUAGCAACAGCCACACAGAACUUCAGGGUAUCCAAUUUGCUGGGGGAAGGCGGGUUUGGUAGCGUGUAUAAAGGGCGUCUCGACCCUGACCUGACCGUUGCUGUCAAACAACUUAAUCUUGAUGGGUUGCAAGGGAACCAAGAAUUCAUUGUGGAGGUGCUUAUGUUGAGUUUACUUCACCACAAGAAUCUUGUGAAUCUGAUUGGAUAUUGCACAGAUGGAGAUCAGAGACUCUUGGUUUAUGAAUAUAUGCCUAUGGGUAGCUUGGAGAAUCACCUCUUUGAUGUGGAGGUGGGGAAGGAGCCACUUAGUUGGUGCACGAGGCUAAAAAUUGCGGCUGGUGCGGCUCAUGGACUCGAGUAUCUACAUUGCAAAGCAAAUCCGCCGGUCAUUUACCGUGAUUUGAAAUCCUCAAAUAUUUUGCUGGACAAUGAUUUCAUCCCGAAGCUAUCAGAUUUUGGGCUCGCGAAAUUGGGGCCUGUCGGUGACAACACACACGUUUCCACACGGGUGAUGGGCACAUAUGGGUAUUGUGCGCCCGAAUAUGCGAUGAGUGGCAAGCUUACUUUAAAAUCUGACAUCUACAGCUUUGGCGUGGUUCUCUUGGAGUUGAUCACUGGGCGUAAGGCUUAUGACAGUAGUAAGAAUCAAGGGGAGCAGCACUUGGUUCUUUGGUGUAGGCCAUUCCUAAGGGAUAGGAGCAAGUUUGUUGAGAUGGUUGACCCGCUACUUGAAGGUCAAUACUCUAUCCGUUGUUUGCACCAUGCGGUUGCAAUCACAGCAAUGUGCCUUCAGGAACAAGCAAACUUCCGGCCGCUUAUCACCGACAUUGCCGUUGCGCUAGAGUACCUAGUCUCACAAGCAGAAAGCUCGGAUUCUCACAGACCAGGGGGGUGUGGUAAUGUCCGCCUAGGCAGCCGGCACCCAGAUCCAAACUCCGAUCCUUCAUUACAAAGUUCGUGCAACAUUUCUGCGCCAUCCUAAACUGCAGGCUGUCAUCAAUGUUUGUGGGUUCAUAGUGAAGAUCAGGUUAUACAUAUGUAUGUACGAAGACUUUACUUUUAUUUGUUUGUUGUUGUUUUAGUACGAUGGUCAGCAAGAAGCCAUUUUUGCUACUACAAUGUUGUGCGGGAACAGUUUUGUGACUAAUUAGAAGCAAAAAAGGAAAAAGUUGUAUCUUAGAAUCAGAGAGUUUACUCUGGGGACAUGACACUGUCUCUAUAUAGGUCCAUUGUGGACAGAUUGACUGUAAUUCAUUGGUACAUAGUACACUGGCUGCGAGCUGUGAUAUUUUCUUUUAAGGUCUUUAUUUUUCUUAUAUUUUUU